Argentina anserina (silverweed cinquefoil) is the source of this 723-nucleotide messenger RNA. RefSeq names its product LOB domain-containing protein 20. Gene Ontology annotation, cellular component: nucleus. NCBI's taxonomy places the organism in Eukaryota, Viridiplantae, Streptophyta, Magnoliopsida, Rosales, Rosaceae. Gene Ontology annotation, biological process: positive regulation of DNA-templated transcription; hormone-mediated signaling pathway. Bases 1 to 723 code for a protein of 240 amino acids. The transcript has 2 exons. The record is from RefSeq and is a predicted model, not a curated record.
AUGGCUGACCAACGACAAAGGAAUCAUCGUGGCACUUCUGAAAGCUGCCGUCGAAAGGUCACGUCCGCCGGCAAUGGAAAGCAGCAGCGAACAGAGGUAGAUCAGUAUCAUCACAAAUCCAGCAGUACUGCGGCUUCAGCCCCGUGUGGAGCAUGCAAGUUUUUAAGAAGGAAGUGUAUUGGUGGUUGCAUCUUUGCUCCGCAUUUUGGAUCAGACCAGGGAGCCGCGCGAUUCGCUGCAGUGCACAAGGUGUUUGGCGCAAGUAAUGUCUCAAAGCUUCUGCUGCACAUACCUUUGAACCGCAGGCAUGAUGCUGUCGUCACAAUAUCCUACGAGGCUCAGGCUCGGCUCUCCGAUCCGGUUUAUGGUUGUGUAUCCACCAUACUUGCGUUACAGCAGCAGGUUGCAUCUUUACAAACCGAGCUUGCGAUGGUGCAAACUCAGCUGAUAAACAGUAGAUUUGCAUUUGCAAAUGCCAUUCAAAGCUCACAGCAGCAGCAUCACGAACAACAGCAAAAUAUGGAACUGUUGCAGCCGGCCUACUCCAACAACUCAUCGGCUUCCACUAACCUAAUCAACAUGAGCAGCUUCACCUCUAAUUUUCAUAAUCUCGCAGCUGAAACAGCACCAUGUUCCCACAGCUUGGAGCCUCUUCUGCUCUCAAGACCUUCACAGGAUGAAGACGAUGAGCAACAAAGUCAAGUACCCCACCAUUUUAACUAG